Molecule: messenger RNA, 2311 nt
Organism: Dicrocoelium dendriticum
Lineage: Eukaryota; Metazoa; Platyhelminthes; Trematoda; Plagiorchiida; Dicrocoeliidae
Source: the annotation of a GenBank genome assembly
CGACUUUGGCGGAAUCGCAGCGGAUAAUCGCGAUUUGCUUUAUUAAUCUUUACCUUUCAACUCACAUUUUUGACUAAACGCUGAAAACUGUCGUCAUUGAAUUUUCCUGAAUAAGCCUAUGGCUUUACUUGGAUUCUCUGCGUUGCUGUCACUUUUAGCUGUAGGCUGUUUCGGACUUCCGGAAAUCAGCCGGUGGCAAGAACAUGUCGUAAAAAACACCACUCUUUCCAUGGAAAAGUCCAUGUUUGAGCUUUCGGAGAUUUUCUUAAAGAUCUACUGUCGGGAAAAAUUUGAUCUCCGAAUUUCUUGGAUGCUGUUACAGUCGUCGUGCAUUGAGUUGUUUCUUGAUUUUAACAUCACCGAUGUGGCCAAGAAUAUGGAUUCCUUCGUUUCAAAUUCAGUGAAGGUUACUGUGGAGAAGGGAUCCUCCAAAUUUUCGUGUAACCCUUCCCAUCCCACAUAUGUUGAAGGUCCAUCGAACCCCGAAAAAUAUCGCAUGAAGGCCACCGGUCCAUUGGCUACUGUGUCAAACGCCGGGGCUCAUCUACUUGUUUUGAAAGUUGAAUGCCCUUCAGCCGACACUUUUCUGGACGCGACAGUCGAAGUUGAGAUGCGUAACCCCGAUGGAACGUAUUUAUCGGCUGUUGAAUUCCCAUUUCUACCGUUCAACGGAGUCAUGGGUCUACUCUAUUUGAUCUCCGUAACCAUCUGGUUGACUCUCCUCAUCCGUUAUUGGCACGAUGUGAUGCGCAUCCAAUUUUGCAUCGGAGUGGUUCUCAUGCUCGGUUUGUGGGAACACCUCACCCUGUUUGCUAUCUUCGAGACUAUCCGAAAGUCGGGCCAGGUUUCACCGUCCGCAGUCUACUUUGCCGAGAUGAUUGCCUGCUCCAAACGCACCUUGGCUCGGUUAUUGGUGCUCAUUGCUUGUCUUGGCUACGGUGUUACCAAGCCUCGGCUCGGUGCUAUCUGGUUCCGUCGUUGUCUGUUAAUCGGUCUCGUGUACUUUUUCUUGGUCACUAUUGAAGGCCUCACUCGAGCCGCUCAUCCACGCUUCGUGACCACGUAUUUCCGUCUGGCUACUUUACUCCCUCUCCUGUGCUUAGAUGUGGGUAUAAUGUGGUGGAUAUUCAUCUACUUGGCUCGCACACUUCGCGAGACACGAAUGCGGCACAAUCUGAUCAAACACAAACUGUAUCGUAACUUCAGCUACGUGCUCCUCGGCGUUUCCAUUGCUUCGUUGGUGUUUAUGAUAUGGUCCCUCGGCGUAUUCAAACACCGCGCUUGCAUUGAGUCCUGGCGGUAUUUGUGGAUCGACGAUGCCUUUUGGCAAUUUCUUUUCGUCCUCAUUUUGGCUGUGAUUAUCGUCCUAUGGAGACCCACUGCUUCCAAUCGUGAAUACGCCUACUCUUUGCUCGAUGUGGGAACAGUCGACGAUGGAUUUGACGAUGCGGAUGAGGAAGUACUUCUCGAUCGAGUUGGCCAUGAGAAUGAUGAUUCGGAAAAGGUUCGCUCACGACUGCUUGACGACAUUGGAGGAAAUCGAAAGCCUACUCCGGAUGCAGAAACUCAAAUGCCUUCGCAUCAUCAGACACGGACUGCUGUUCCAGCCACGAUAGUCGAACGCAUCGGAAUGGAGGUCAGCUCCAGCCCCGGUGAACAGGCCCCGGUUUGGAAGGUGGACUAGUCCGCAUAACCAACGUCCAUCAGUGCAUCCUCCGUGGCACGGCACACUGUAACAAUUACGCGGUCGCGUGCACGACCAGAGCAAGUGUGAACGUGUAAACGGAUGUGUUUCCUCCAAUUAUCAUUUCACUUUUGUCUCUGUGAUAUGCGUUUCCUAUCGUAUUCGCUUCUCUCCUUCCCUGAAGGCUUGCACUCUCUGUCCCUAGAUGCUUUUAUUCCUUCGCUGAUGUGCACUGGUCACACUUGUGCCUGCUGUCGGUUCGCUAAAUUUUCCAUCGGAUUUCGUUACUUCACACGUUGUCAUGUGAACACAGCGUUGACGCGAUAUUUCUCCAUUGUGUUCUCUAACCAUAAACUCCGUGUCCAACUGCCCAUCGCGCUUUGGUUACAUCCGUUUCCUAUUUGGUACCCAACGGUUGUCCAGACUACAACGCACUGUGUGCAUUUCUUAUGCUGGGAGCUCUUGCGUUGUGUGCUCGUGUUACAGGAGCGUCAAGUAACGCCGCAAAAUCUAAACGCCUCCGCUCGCGGCGCAGGACACAUUUCAUUCCCCCAACGAAGUAGAUUCAGAGUGAGCACAGCGGGUAUAGAACCGAAGAUAUGCCUUUUGAAUCUCACAGCUCGGCGU